AUGGUUGAGACUGAGGAAUGCGUGGUACAGUUAGAGUUCAAUUACGUGACAGAGAAUAUAACGAUAAAAUUUCUGCAAGGUGACGAUUUUAGCACAUCGCCACCAUCUCUGAAUUAUACCAAUACAAAAAAAACUAUUGCGUUUGAUGCCGAAAUCCGUAAAACCGUAGUUGCGUACCACUGUGAUGAUUCUGAUAAUUGUACUGUCGAGUAUGUUCGUACAAGAACGCAAGGAUUUAUAGACGAAAAGGAGAAAAUGAAGUUACUACAAGGUCAACUUACAGCCAUUUUGUACGAUAUGAACACUGUGUCAUCAGAUGUGGAAUGUAAAAUCGGAUUGGCAAUGGAUGACAAUCAAAACUGCACGAAAUGCCAAGCAAAUAUAUUCGGUUCAGACGAUGUUAAGACUCUGAACAGUAGCUCCUGUGGAUUAGACGAUGUUUUUAUUGCUGCAGAUGGUAUUUCAUUGGGGAUCCUUUUUGAAACUACAAGUUACUAUUCGAACUCAAAACUUGUGGAGAUACAUAAUGAUAUAUAUGUCUGUAAUACAACACAUUGUAACGACAACGCUACAUUCCAUGAAGUGCAAGGGAUUAUCAAAUCAAUAGAAUCAAUAACAACAACAAUACCAUCAUCAACAACAACGACAAUGCCAACAUCAACUACUACGAACAAAGGUACGAUGACUGACAUAAAUAUAAUUAUAAAAUUUACGAUAUUAUUUCUAAUUUGUGCGAAUAUAUUUCGGUGGAAAGCUGAUCUUCAACAUUUUUCAUAG
Didymodactylos carnosus is the source of this 777-nucleotide messenger RNA. The record is from the annotation of a GenBank genome assembly. Lineage: Eukaryota; Metazoa; Rotifera; Eurotatoria; Philodinida; Philodinidae.